Sphenostylis stenocarpa is the source of this 1577-nucleotide messenger RNA. The record is from the annotation of a GenBank genome assembly. Lineage: Eukaryota; Viridiplantae; Streptophyta; Magnoliopsida; Fabales; Fabaceae.
GUAAAGAAAAUUGCAUUUUUGCUCCCACAAGGACACCCCAUUUAUCCACUAUGGAUUACGAAAGGAUCCAAAAGCCUCAGGGUGGUGGGGGAUUUUCACCGGGAAAAUUGAGGAGCAUGCUACUGGGUGUGGAGAAGAAGAGGAAAGAAGAGGAAGAGCUUGAUUCUACUUUCACCACGAGAUCUCAAAAUUCAGACAUGGAUGAAACUGGUGGAAGCGGUUCUGAUCAUUGUAAAGAUGUAGAUGUUGUGAGUGUUCUUCCUGAAUAUUCAACUUCUGCUAUAGUUCGCACCAGUAGCAUUGAGGCAGUUGUUGGUGAUCGUUUUGUGAAGGCUAAUACAGCAGUGACUUCAAGGAAUAAAAUCUUAGAAGAUCCUUCUUUAGAUUAUGAUAGUGGGAAUGAUAAUAUGAGCAUGUCCUCAUCAGUGUUUGAAUUUCAAAAGGCCGAGCGGGCUCCACAGAGAGUUCCAGUGGGGCCAUUCUCAAAACCAGCACCAUCUAAAUGGGAUGAUGCCCAGAAGUGGAUAGCAAGUCCAACAUCAAACAGGCCAAAGACUGCACAGACCCAGGGGCAAGGUGGGCAUGUAGGACUGCGUAAGGCUGGUAGUCUUGGUUAUGGAAGCCGGCAAUCUUCAAUGAAGGUUGUUGUUGAAGUUCCAGAUCAAAGAGAAAUUGCUUUAGAUGAACCAGAUACUAAGCAAAUUGAUACAAAUCAAACUAAGAUGGAAAGUGGAGGACAGAAAUUUGUGAGUUGGGAGGCUGAUCCAUAUGCAAUUGCAAGUUCUUGUGUUAGUCUUAGCCAGCACAAUUCAUCUCUUGCUGUCCAGAAUGCAACAACAUUUGUUCCUCCCCCUUCAACAGCUCGGUCUGUAUCAAUGAGAGAUAUGGGAACCGAAAUGACCCCUAUUGCUAGCCAGGAGCCUUCAAGAACAGGUACCCCUGUGAGGGCAACAACACCAAUGCGCAGCCCUAAUUCUUCCCGGCCUUCCACUCCCCCCAGAUCCUCCCCUGCAUCUACUUUAACUGAUCUACAUAGUGACAAUAUGAAUCUCAACAAGAAUGAAUUGUCGGAAAAGGAGCUACAAAUGAAAACCAGGCGAGAAAUAAUGGUCCUUGGGACACAACUAGGUAAAAUGAAUAUUGCUGCCUGGGCUAGCAAAGAAGAGGAAGAUAAGGAUGCAUCCACUUCCCUGAAAACAAAAGCAGAACCACCUAAGAGUGUUGUUGAAGCACGUGCAGCAGCAUGGGAGGAAGCUGAGAAGGCCAAGUAUAUGGCCAGGUUUAGGCGUGAGGAGAUGAAAAUUCAAGCAUGGGAAAAUCAUCAGAAAGCAAAAACAGAAGCCAAGAUGAAAAAAAUUGAGCUUCGAAUCCUAAUAUGGAAGAAUAUGUUAGUCAGCCUAACAAAGGCAAUAUCUGUAAGUGGACAGUUUACUGAAGCAUGUCAAACUGAGAUGUUUCUUAUGAUAUUGACUAGUGAUAAGGAGUUUAGGGAAUUUUGUGAAGUGUGGAAGUGGAAGAGGAUCGACCUUCCAAGACGAAUGCCUGGAUUGAGUGAUGUAGGGGAGGUACAGAAAUGA